Aspergillus tanneri is the source of this 960-nucleotide messenger RNA. RefSeq names its product D-hexose-6-phosphate mutarotase. Bases 1 to 960 code for a protein of 319 amino acids. Lineage: Eukaryota; Fungi; Ascomycota; Eurotiomycetes; Eurotiales; Aspergillaceae. The record is from RefSeq and is a predicted model, not a curated record. Gene Ontology annotation, biological process: carbohydrate metabolic process. Gene Ontology annotation, molecular function: isomerase activity; carbohydrate binding. The transcript has 3 exons.
AUGGAUCGCUCCAACAAACCCUCCGCCAUCGGGGUGGGCGCAACCUUGCCCCAGCCUACCAUCUCCCUUCGCGACAACACCGUUAUUGCUACCCUCCCCACCGGCGAGUCGGUCACGAUUUACCUCUACGGCGCCACUGUCACCUCGUGGAAACUUGCAGAUGGGAAGGAACAAUUGUUCCUCAGCGAGAAGGCUCACCUGGAUGGAUCCAAACCCAUCCGUGGUGGUAUUCCCGUUGUGUUCCCGGUUUUUGGCCGUCCUCCUCAGAACCAUGCUACUUCAUCCCUCCCGCAACAUGGCUUCGCUCGGAACUCGAACUGGGAGUUCCUGGGCAAAUCUUCAGAAUCGCUAGCAAAGGAUCAGAAAGAAGGGGACGAUGCCGUGAAGUUGGACUUUGGUCUCUCGCGGCCCAUGCUCACCGAGGAGUUCCAGAAGUCUUGGCCGUAUGACUUUGGGCUUGUAUACAGUGUUACAUUGAUGAAAGACGGCCUGGAGACGUCCCUGCAGGUGCAGAAUAAGGGAAGUCAGAAUUUCGAAUUCCAGGUCUUGAUGCACACGUAUUUCAAUAUCGAGGAUAUCUCUCAAGUUCGAGUCAAAGGCCUCCAGUCCAAGACCUACAUCGACAAGACCCAGAAUGCUUACGUCCAUACCGAAGCAUCCCACGCUAUCGAAAUAAACAAGGAGACAGACCGCGUGUAUCAAUCGUUGGAUCCAGAGGUUCCUAUCGUGUUGUCUUCGGCUAAUAAUGAUACGCCGAUUUUCUCAAUUGCUCGGGAAGGAUUGAACGAUGUGGUGGUGUGGAAUCCCUGGAUUGAAAAGGCCCAGGGGAUGGCUGAUUUUGGCCCGGAUGAGGCAUACAAGAAUAUGAUCUGCGUUGAGGCUGGGUCGGUUGCUGGGUGGCAGAUCUUGGAGGCCGGAGAUUCGUGGGUUGGUGGCCAGACAAUUCGGCCGAGGUUGUAA